Camellia sinensis is the source of this 1312-nucleotide messenger RNA. Its product is annotated as cytosolic sulfotransferase 5. Gene Ontology annotation, molecular function: sulfotransferase activity. Lineage: Eukaryota; Viridiplantae; Streptophyta; Magnoliopsida; Ericales; Theaceae. The record is from RefSeq and is a predicted model, not a curated record.
UUGGCUCAACUUAAGCCAACCCAAAGAAUCCAUCUCUUGUUCAAGUCUAGUGAGUUCUUUGGUUUCACUUGCCAUGGAAACUAAGAACUCUCUUGAGCACCAACAACCUUCUGAUUCCCCAAAGCCUUCACUAGAUCAAGAACCCAGCAAAAGGUUCUGGGACAUUCUAGAUCUCCACAAGUGGGAAGGUUUCUGGUACUCAACUGGUCACCUAGAAGGUACAAAAGACCUCCAAGCACACCAUGAAUCCCGGGACGACGAUAUAGUCUUAGCUUCCUCCAUUAAAACAGGCACAACAUGGCUCAAAGCUCUUUGUUUUUGCAUCAUGCAAGGCCAAAAGGGUGCUGACAAGGGCAAAGUUGGUGAGAAAGAAGAAGAAGAAGAUGACCCUCUUCUCAAGAACCACCCUACUUUCUAUGUGCAAACCAUUGAAAGCAAAAAUUACGAGAAAAACUCAACUGUUGAUCUCUCAGGUAUGCCAUCUCCAAGACUGUUCCAUACUCACAUCCCUUACAAUGCCUUACCGGAAUCAAUGAAAAAAUCGAAUUGUAAGAUUGUGUACAUAACCCGGAACCCUAAAGACACAUUGGUUUCAAUGUGGCAUUUCCUCAACAACGUUAGGACACCAGAGCAAGGCCCAUAUCCAUUCGACAAAGCAUUUGAGAGCUUCUGUGAUGGAGUUCACCCAUACGGUCCCUUCUUUGAUCAUGUGUUGGAGUAUUGGAAAGAGAGCUUGAAGAAGCCUGAGAAGAUCCUGUUUUUGAGGUACGAAGAAAUGAAAAGAGAUCCGAAAGAAGAAGUGAAAAAGUUGGCUUCGUUUCUUGGAAGGCCAUUCGCAAAUGACAAAGAGCUUGAGAAGGUGCUGUGGAGGUGUAGCUUGGAUAGGCUUAAGAACUUGGAAGUGAACAAGAAUGGAUUGACUAGUGUUGGGAUUCCCAAGAGUUCUUUUUUCAGGCUUGGUGUCGUUGGUGAUUGGAAGAACAAUUUGAGCAAUGAGAUGCAAGAGAAGCUUGACCAAAUGACCAAGAUGAAGCUAGAGAAUACUGGGCUUGAACUUGAGAAAUGAAGCAAUAUGGAACAAGAGAGAAAGUGUUCUUCUAGGCCAAGUGAUGAAUUUAAUUUGAUGCUUUGAAUAAAAAAAUAUGCUACCUAUGGCAUAUUAUGAUGUAGUUUCUAUUGUCGUUUGUAGUUUGCAUUUGGAAUAAUCUAUGCUCUCAUGCUUAGUCAAAACUUUGUCAUGGUAUGUUCAUGUGAUGGUGAACUCCAAUUACCUUCUCUUUUCAAAAAAAAUUAUUUUCUUACUUUAAUAUCA